CGGAGAUCCACGGAGAUCGAAUGUUAAUGUUAUUUUUUGAUUUAAGUAAAAUCAGAAGACCUCACUCACUAAAAUGGAUAAAAAACGGAAGAGUUCGCAGCACACGGAAACUAUGAAGGAGUUUGACAUCCGUAUCGAGCGUCCGAAGCCAAGUCCCGUGGAGGAACUGAUCUCGUUGCUCCGCAGAAUUCUCCAGUACUGUUUGUGUAUCGUCACGUGCGGCUGUGUCCAGGUUCCACCAAACGGGAACAGUUUGAAUGGCGAAGAGUAUGGAACCAUGCUGUUAGACAGUGAAAAAAUAGCAGUGGAAAAUCUACUCAGUUAUCUAGAAACAGAUGCGGGCCAGGUUCCGGUGAUAUCGGAUGAACACCUUCACGCACUCCAGAUUCUCACAUACUCCGACAACGAAGAGCUGCAGAGAUCGGCUGCGCUCUGUUUUGUCGAAAUUAGCGAAAGAAUGCAAGCUCCACUAACAGAAAGCAUGGCCCAGCCUCUUGUUGAACUGUUGAAGUCAAGCGAUGUUCUUGUUCAGAAAACGGCAUCUCUGGCCGUCAGCAACUUCGCUUUAAAUGGUCCAGAGGUGAACAAAGACGUCUUGGUUUCUUGUGAUGUGUUAUCUCCCCUGGUGAAUCUUUUGAACUCUAAGAACACGGAAGUACAGUGCAACACCUGUGGAUCCAUCACAACACUAGCUACAGCAGAGAGUCUGAAACAGAAGAUAAUCUGCGAGAACGGAAUUAAGCCACUACUUACUCUGCUGUCAUCUCCUGAUCUCCGAGUACAACGAAACGCAGCCGGAGCGAUACUUAACCUCACGCACUCCCAAUCGAACCGGAAUGAGCUGGUAUCCAGAGGGGCCCUUCCAGCCCUGGUGGAGCAGGUUUUUUCUCCAGAUGAAGAGAUUCAGUAUUACUGCACCGCCGCCCUUAGCAACAUAGCCGUCCACGAGAAACACCGUGCCAUGAUGGUUGCCAUUGGCGACCACGAUAUCCUCAAGCAGAUGAUUAAUUUUUUACAGUCUAAGAGAGAAAAGAUAAGAUGUCAAGCGUGUUUUGCACUCAGAAAUUUAGCAUCCGAUGGUGACAAUCAGCUGUUCAUAGUAAAAUAUGGAGCUCUGCCUCUGCUUAAUCAGAUCAUCCGGACAGCCAAGUCGGAGACUCUCGGGGCAUCAGUCGGCUGUUUGAGGAAUCUCUCCAUUUUGAAAGCAAAUGAGCAAGAGAUUGUGCGUGAAGACUUUCUGCCAGACCUAUGUCGGAUACUUACAACAAGUCACAACUCGGAGGCACAGAAACACGCAGCCGGCACGAUCCGCAACCUGUCAGUUGGAGAAGAAAUUCAGGCUGUACUAGAGAGCAGCUGCCUGGAUGCACUGAUGACAGCGUUGUUGGAGGUGGAGUCACGGAUGUCGGUGCAUGCCGAUAUCACUGCAGCCUUGGCAGUUCUCGCUGAUGAAGACUCUGUGAAAGACAAACUGUUGACGGCCCACCGAGGUAAAGUCUUCUUCCGUCUCGUCUCGCUGGCCUCUCUGUGUAACAACCUGGAGGUGCAGUACAACAGUGCAGGCAUCAUCGGACAACUCGCUCUCAAAGGAAUCCCAGACCAUUUGCAGGAACCGAAUCGUCUGGGCAUCGUGCUGUAUAUCGACAAGUUCCUCAAGUCGAAGAACCCAAACUUCAUCCACAUCGCUCUGUGGACACUGAUACAUCUCCUGAAAGAAGAGUUAUUCAUCACUUCGUUCAAGGAACACCACAUCGGCCACAUAAUAAACCAUCUGCUGAUGUCAGGACAACCCCCGGCCAUCAUCGAACUGGCAGAAAACGUACAGAAGAUUCUCAAAACGUCAGCCGGCAAAGACUGCGAGGAACUCAGCUCGGGCAAAGACUAGAGGUCAAGGUCAAGGUCACUCUGAAAGCAGGUCAAGGUCACUCUGAAGGCUUUUAUUCAUUUAAAAAAACUUAACCAAUCACAACUGGUUUGGAAACUGAACCUUGUUGUACAAGAUGGUCGAAAGAUUGGGUUAUGUGUAAAACAUCGAGACAGAAUUACCUUAGCUAGCCGAAGCAGGGAACAUUUUAAUGUUUUAAUUUUUUUUUGAUUAGUGACAAUGCUAAUCGAUUUGAAACUUGGGGCCUAAUUCACUAAACUCUCGCAACUUUGCGAUCUCGCAGUGCCAUGCUAAAACACUUACAAAGAGGAUGCUUUGUUAUCUAGCAGAGCCUAAGAGACCUUUGUGAAUUAGGCCCCUGGGUAGCAACCAGUUUUAACAUUUUAGAAUGGUGUAAUAAUCUCUAAAGGUUGCAGAGCGAAUCGUGAUGCGAUACCGAAUAAAACGUUUGCUGAUAAGCAACCACAAUCUACACUGGGCCAGAGAACAAACCAAAAAUAGUUGCCUGAUAAGCAACCACAAUCUACACUGGGCCAGAGAACAAACCAAAUAUAGUUGCCUAAAGCAACAGGCAUCAAUUCUGAUCUGAACACAGAACAACCAGACUGAACAAACGAUCCUGCCAAAGUACAGUUAGCUUUACAUAGACAUUAUAUAGCACAUUCCCAAAGCGAUUUCAGUGGUCCAUAGCAACCUGUUAUAUAACAUUCCCGAAACAGCUUCACUUGUCCAUACUAACCAUACUACAGUCAGCUUUACUUAGACAUUAUAUAGAACAUUCCCAAAGCGAUUUCAGUGGUCCAUAGCAACCUGUUAUAAAACAUUCCCGAAACAGCUUGACUUGUCCAUGCUAACCAGUAUGUAGAACAUUCACAAAACAAAUUCAGUUGCCUAUAGUAACCAGCAUAUAGAACAUUCCAAAAGCAACUUCAUUGGUCCAUAGCAACCUGCUAUAGAACAUUUACAAAACAUUUCAGUUGCCCAUAGUAACCAGCAUAUAGAACAUUCCCAAAGCAACUUCAGUGGUCCAUACCAACCUGUAACAAAACAUUUACAAAACAAUUUCAGUGGGAGACUGUACCAUCAGGAUGCGAACCCUGCACCUACCAGCCUUAUGUCUCAAUCUAAUUAAAACUUGCAGAAUCCUGCCAGUGAUUUAAAAAUAAUUUGAAAACAUUCCG
Molecule: messenger RNA, 3066 nt
Organism: Gigantopelta aegis
Lineage: Eukaryota; Metazoa; Mollusca; Gastropoda; Neomphalida; Peltospiridae
Product: vacuolar protein 8-like
Exons: 14
Coding region: 74-1885 (603 amino acids)
Biological process (GO): nucleus-vacuole junction assembly
Molecular function (GO): protein binding; protein-membrane adaptor activity
Source: RefSeq, a predicted model, not a curated record